UCGUCCCGCGUGGGAGCCGACCCGGCUCAGCCUGAUUUACGGCUCUGCUGAAAACCGCUCGCGCGGCUCCCGCAGCAUCAGCACCGGCGGCUGCAGCGGCAGCAACAAGUCGGGACUUUCAGAGGGAUGCAACAGACGACCUUUGAGGAAAGCCGGUACCGUUGGCAGGACUCGCUGGAGAAUGUCGCUGUGUGCCUGCCAUUCCGCUGCCCGAGGUGUGGAGACCACACCCGAUUUAGAAGCUUGUCGUCCUUGAGGGCCCAUCUGGAAUUCAGUCACAGCUACGAGGAGAGGACCCUCCUGACAAAAUGCAGCCUCCUGCCGUCUCUCAAAGACACGGAGCUAGUCAGGUCCUCAGAACUCCCGAAGCAGGGAAAACUGCUCCGGGGUCACGCAAAGGUGACCAAGCAGAAGCCGAGCUAUGUUAACUUGUACAGCAUCUCCCACGGACACGCCAAGGACCCGAAGCCCUUUGAGAUGGUGGCAGAGAGGCCCGUGUCCUAUGUGCAGACCUACACGGCCGUGGACAUUCGGGCUGACUCUCUGGAAGGCCCCCGAUCGAGCCCUGGACUCCCCACCCCAGACACCAAAGCUGCUUUCGAGGCCCACGUCCGAGAGAAGUUCAAUCGCAUGGUAGAGGCGGUGGACAGGACCAUCGAGAAGAGAAUCGAUAAACUCACCAAAGAGCUGGCCCAGAAAACCGCCGAACUGUUGGAAGUCCGGGCAGCCUUUGUGCAGCUGACUCAGAAGAAGCAGGAAGUUCAGAGGCGAGAACGGGCCCUGAACAGGCAGGUGGAUGUGGCCGUGGAAAUGAUCGCUGUGCUGAAGCAGCGACUGACGGAAUCUGAGGAGGAGCUCCUGAGGAAGGAGGAAGAAGUUGUCACAUUCAACCAUUUCCUGGAAGCAGCUGCCGAGAAGGAAGUUCAAGGAAAAGCAAGGCUCCACGACUUCAUUGAGAAUCUGCUUCAACGGGUAGAGUUGGCGGAAAAGCAGUUGGAGUACUAUCAAAGCCAGCAGGCUUCGGGCUUCAGCCGUGACACUACGGAGCAUGUGCUCACAGACAUCUCAUUGAAUAGGAAGCCCAGAUGUCUAAGCCGAGGGCACCCACAUUCUGUGUGUAACCACCCAGAGCUGAGGGCCCAUUUCCAUCUCAAGGGGAGGAGCUACCUGAAGAAAACCAAGGACGAAAGAGCCGGGAUGCAGCCUGCCAAGGCCGUUCAUGAACAGGCUGAGUCUCCGAGAGAGUUCUUCAGACCAGCUAAGAAAGGGGAGAAUCUGGGCCUGAGCCGGAAAGGCAACUUCAGGCCCAAAAUGGCUAAGAAGAAGCCUACAGCAAUUGUGAAUAUCAUCUAGAGUGUGGGUGGCUCAGAAGCAUCACCAUGAGCAUGGGGCAUGGGGGAUGAUGUUCCAGGGGCCUUUGGGACACGUUGCUGUAGGAAGACAUGGCAGAAUCAGGAACACAACACAUAGGGACACCCUGAUUAACCAGAGUUUUAAAAAGAGGGUCUCCGUGAACCAAGAUUGUAUUUCAACCUAAAUUUAGGUGCAAGCAAGGCAAAUUACAAAAAAUAAGAAAUAAGAAAGUAAAACUUGAAGCACUUUUAUCCCAUCGUUCUGGUAAACAUGAACCUGUAACUUCUAAAAUAAUUGGCCUGGUCUCUGGGCUUCUAUGCAGUGGUCAUUAGUCCUUGGGCCACACAAGACGCCAGGCUCUGGUGUCCACUGCUCUCUGAAUUCUGAGGCAAGGAAUGUGACUGUGAAGUUCUACUUUAAAAAAAUGUAUUAUUCAUAUCUAGUGUUUUGAGACAGGGCCUUGCUGUGCUAUGGAGCCCUGGCUGGCUUGGAACUUGACAUACACCAGGCUGGCUAUGAACUUGCAGUAGUCCUCCUGCCUCUGCCUCCCGAGUGCUGGGGUUACAGGUGUGUGCCACCACCCCUAGCUGGGAGUGUCAAGUUCUGGUGAGAGCAGUGAAAUAAAAGUUUUUUUUGUCCUUGUUUGUUUGUGUUUGGACUCCCUUUGAUACAUUUGAAAGUCUCUAUAAUAAAAGCUCUGGUUACCCUUAAGGAUUCGGGUGAAUCAAGACUUUAAUCUCCUGGGUGGCUUACCAGAUGUGUUCAGUUAGACCUCAGUUAGUUUCCACUUUGCCAGAUGGCUUUUAGGUCUGUCGGAUUCAGACCUGGGGUCCUUCAGAGCAUAUUCAUUCAGAUGUGGGCGCACCCCACCUGCCUCCUUUAGCUAAGCACGUUGCACCCCCAGAGCUGUCUUCCAGCCUCUGUCUAGACAGCUGCUAAAACCCUUGGGGUCAGCAGCAUCAUUGAUGUGGUGCCCAAGUGCUUGAUGUGCCAGAGGAGGGCACAUUCAGUGUACCAGGAACAUCCUGGGCAUGUUGCAAGGACGCCCAGCCUUCUGCUACUUCCUGCUUCCCUGGAAGUACCACCAGCUUGCUAUCUGUUAACCGUGAGCAAGCAUGCCCUUCUCUUUGCUGUCUUCCUUUUCCACCCGGAAGCUCACGUCACCUCCUGCUACUUCUAUGACUAGUGUACACUUACCUACCUGUCAGUCAUACACCUAGGGUGUUCACUGUGUGGUGCAUUCUAUUGUAAUUUCAGGGAAAAAAAAAGGAUGCAUGGGGGAUUUGACCUCUGACACUGUCCUCCCCAAAUGGUAUUGUCCCCAUAAAAGAACUCUCAAGAAUCUCCUGUCUUUAAAUUUUCUUCUAGAAGGAUUUUUCAACUUUUUCCUUGAAUUGCACAAUACCACCAGAUCUCUAGAGUGUACACAUGCUGACAUCCUUCUUAAAACAGGGAUAAUGUCCAUAGGUAUAUACAUAUAUAACAUAUACACAAUAUAUAUAUGUGGAGCAUAUUAAUAGUUUAUUUUUAAAUAUUCAUGGAAAAAGUCUGUGUUUGUGGUGGGUGGCUUUAAAACUGUAUAGCUUUGUUUCUGUAAAUCAAAUUCUUUUACUUUAAAAAUUAAAACUGUAACCUAAUUAACACUGGUAGAAUUAUUGUUAUUGCAGCACGCAUCUGAGGAGCAUUACAUUAAAAAUAGAUAAUAAAGCAGUGACUUAGGAAGCCAAUCAAUUGAAAAGGAUAUUUUCAGAUAUUUGGAGCCUAUCCUCAGGGAAAGGCUGAUGUUUGAGUCUUCGCCGACUUCCGGCUUCUGGAGGCAGAUCUUCCAUGUGGUGUAUGGGCAGAUACCAACUGGGGAAAUUCCAUAGCUGUGGCUCUCACUGUUGAGGCUGACAUUGUGAAAACUGUACUGCUGUCGUUUAUUUGGAUCAGCAAUCUCCUCUAUAGUUAUUUGUUAUUGAUGUUGAUAUCAUGAUUGCGUUUUAGCUUUCUCCACACUGACACGUGACUGGGUGGUGACGGUACUGCAUGCUCCCUGUCCUGUGGUGUGUGCUCAACAACAACAGCUUGGCUGUGAGGACAGUAUAGUCAGAUUGGUUUCCCAUUUUCUUUAAAGUAAUUCAUUUUGGGUGUUUGUUUAACAUGCCUAGAAGGAAUGACAGCCCUCUUUAACAGUGACACACGGUCAUCUUUGGAGAGCAACCAUAAUGUUGUAUCUACUCCGUAGACGUUACAUAAAACAAAUAGUUUUGAGAUUUAAUUACUAAAUUAAAAAAAAUCUUUUAAGUUUCAACUGGAUUCUGACCCCCAUACAAAGGAAAGGUAUUAAGUUCAACAGACUUCCUGGAGACAUAAAUCUGCUAUUGAGGUAUGGGAGCUGGUUCACAGAAGGGAUCAUUCACUCACAUCAUGGCCAAGUUCCAUUUAUGUGUUACCUGAGGCAAUCAAUCAACCUUAAAUUUGAGGCAGUGACUUUUUGAAUAAAUCGCCAAAGUUUUUAAGAAACCAUAGUCAAGGUUUAACUAAAGUAAAAAUUGAAUUUUAUUAUUUAUUUUGUAAGGGGAAAAGAUCUGUUGAACUGUUCUUUCCCCCCACCCUCUCCCCCAGCCCCCAAACUAGGAACAAAUUCUUAACUGUAAGUGUGGCUUGCUUGGAAGCUGUAUUCCAGUAUUCUGCAGGGCCAGUCAACUGUAUAGAAAGUUAGAAUAUUUCUGUUCGCAGGGUGA
Peromyscus eremicus (cactus mouse) is the source of this 4079-nucleotide messenger RNA. RefSeq names its product zinc finger protein 365 (gene Znf365). The record is from RefSeq and is a predicted model, not a curated record. The transcript has 5 exons. Lineage: Eukaryota; Metazoa; Chordata; Mammalia; Rodentia; Cricetidae. Gene Ontology annotation, cellular component: centriolar satellite. Gene Ontology annotation, biological process: regulation of double-strand break repair via homologous recombination; regulation of neuron projection development; telomere maintenance. The coding region runs from base 127 to 1353 and encodes 408 amino acids.